Molecule: messenger RNA, 2960 nt
Organism: Zingiber officinale
Lineage: Eukaryota; Viridiplantae; Streptophyta; Magnoliopsida; Zingiberales; Zingiberaceae
Product: probable cyclic nucleotide-gated ion channel 20, chloroplastic
Exons: 14
Coding region: 187-2676 (829 amino acids)
Biological process (GO): monoatomic ion transport; transmembrane transport
Cellular component (GO): membrane
Molecular function (GO): monoatomic ion channel activity
Source: RefSeq, a predicted model, not a curated record
GGUCAAAGUCAAGAAGCUUCUCUAUGAAGUUGCCUGUCUACUCACCCACAGUGAGCUGAUCACGCCUACCGAUUCUCAGCACGCCUGCCCUUGUCCAUCGCAUCGCUUUGAACCCGAACCGGCCGGGGGACGGAGUUCCCGCUUCUUCCUUUGCUGCUCGGGUCUGCAAGGCUUGGAUCUUGAGAAAUGACUGAUCUUGAGGAUGAUCAUUCCUCCACGCUGUCAGGAAAUAUUGAAUUGCCAAGAUUUACGGCCAGGAGUGCAUCAAUGUCUAUGUCACCUUCCUUUGCCAUUGACGAAAGGACUUCUGAGAUUGGUCCUGUCAGUGGCCCUUUGAGUAGAUCAAAUGCUGUUACACUUGAUGAUUCCUUUUAUGGUGGUGAUGUCAUGAGCAAUAAAUCUUUGCAGAUGGCCGGGCCUCCCGGACUGUGCAAUGAUCCUGAUCAGACUGAGUCCCCUGCAGCUUAUAAAACCCAAAAGGGAAACAUUGAAUUGCCAAGAUUUACGGCCAGGAGCGUAUCAAUGUCUAUCCCACCCUCCUUUGCCAUUGAGGAUACCUUUAUAUCUCAUACUGGUCCUCUGCGUAUCCGGAAGGUUCCUGAGAUUAGUACUGUAGGUGGCCCUUUGAGCAGGAAUACGAGGCAUGGAGUUACCAGAGUGCAAAGUAGAUCAAAUGCUGGUACACCUGAAGUAUUUGACAUUGAUGAUUCCUCUUAUGGUGGUGAUGUCAUGAGACAUGAACAUUUGCUGAUGUCUGGGCCUUUGGGACCGUGCAACAAUCCUGAUCGCACUGAGUGCCCUGCAGCUUAUAAAACCAAAAAGGCGUUUCUAAGAAGUUCUAUAUCUCUGGAUAAAAAGCUUCAUGACAUUCUAUAUGGGGAUAAUCAUAGCUGGGCUGAAAAAUGGGUUUCGCGGCUGAAUUCAUAUUUCCCGAUUAUGAAUCCUCAUACUAGAGUUGUUCAACAGUGGAACCAGUUCUUUGUAAUAUCUUGCUUGGUUGCAAUCUUCAUCGACCCACUGUUUUUUUUCUUGUUAUCUGUAAAGGAGGAAGAAAAAUGUAUAGUUUUCAACUGGUCUUUGGCAAUUGGAAUUGCUGUUGUACGGAGUGUGACUGAUUUCAUUUACUUGUUACACAUGAUUCUUCAGUUUAGGCUUGCAUAUGUUGCUCCUGAAUCUAGAGUGGUCGAUACUGGGGAUCUAGUUGAUCAACCUAAGAAAAUUGCUCUUAAUUAUCUUCGUGGAUACUUUUUCUUGGACUUGUUUGUUGUAUUGCCACUUCCUCAGGUAAUGAUAUUGGCAAUGAUACCAGAUUAUGUGGGGCCAUCAGCAGCAAUUUUUGCCAAAAAUCUUUUACGUGUAACUGUUCUCCUCCAAUAUAUCCCUCGGAUAAUCAGAUUUGUUCCAUUGCUUGGUGAGCAAUCUGCAACUGGUUUCAUAUUUGAGUCCGCAUGGGCAAGCUUUGUCAAUAAUCUUCCUAUUUUUGUAUUGGUUGGACAUGUGGUUGGUUCAUGUUGGUACCUCUUUGGUUUACAGAGAGUAAAUCAGUGUCUGCAGGAUGCCUGUACUUCACAGUUUCUAAAUUGUAAAACUUUGAUAGAUUGUGGUCGUGGUGAUGUUGAUGAAGGACAAAGACAAAUGUGGGUUAAUGAUUCCAAUUCUAAUUCUUGCUUUGACAUUGUUGAUGGAACCUUUAGAUAUGGGAUUUACCAACAAGUUGUUUUGCUAAGCACUCAGCCUAACGUUGUACAAAGAUAUAUUUAUGCUCUAUUUUGGGGUUUUCAGCAAAUAAGUACCUUAGCAGGUAAUCAAGUUCCAAGUAUUUUUUUGUGGGAAGUUUUGUUCACUAUGGCGAUCAUUGGAACGGGGUUGUUUCUUUUUCCCUUGCUUAUUGGGAAUAUGCAAAAUGUUCUCCAGUCUCUUGGUAGAAGGAGACUAGAAAUGCAACUUCGACGACGUGAUGUUGAACGAUGGAUGAGCCAUCGGCGAUUACCUAAAGCAUUAAGAAGGAAAGUAAGACAAGCUGAACGAUUUACAUGGGCAGCUACGCGGGGCAUUAAUGAAGAACAGUUACUAGAAAAUCUGCCAGAAGACAUACAAAGAGAGAUACAUCGUCAUUUCUUUGGGUUUCUCAAUAAAGUUCGCAUUUUCUCCCUAAUGGACGAACCAAUGUUAGAUGCCAUAUACAAGAAGUUAAAGCAAAAGGUGUACAUUAAAGGAAGUGACAUCUUUUAUAAGGGAGGGCCAGUUGAAAAGAUGGUUUUCAUAGUCUCUGGAAAAUUGGAAAGUAUUGGAGCAGAUGGAAACAUAGCCCCCUUAGCAGAGGGUGAUGUAUGUGGCGAGGAGCUCCUUACGUGGUAUCUUGAGCACACUUCAGUAACUAGAGAGGGUGGGAGAAUCCAAUUCCCAGGAUCGCGGUCGUUAUCAACUCGAACUGUUACAUGUCUAACCAAUGUUGAAGCUUUUGCACUCCAUGCUGCCGAUCUAGAAGAAGUCACUACAUUGUUCUCCCAGUUCUUGAGAAACCCACGCGGACAAGGAGCUAUUAAGGAUGAAUUACCCUAUUGGAGAAAAAUGCCUGUGACACGCUGUCAAGUGGCUUGGAGAUACCGGCAGAAGCGUUUGAAGUGCGCUAGCAUCACAAACAAUUUAUCUGCUAAUCACACAGCUCGACGCUGAACAUGGAUUACCUUCAGUUGCAAAUGCUAUACCUGUCAUUUAUGCCCAUAAUUAUAUACUAGGCUUUUUGAAGCAUGGUCUUCUACCUCCACAAUUUCCCUCAGGAUUUCCGUGGAUCAGGACAUGAAAACUUCGAUGAAUCUCUCUCACUUGUGAUGCCUGCCAUUGUUUAUAUGAAUAAGGUUGAUGCCAGACUAGUAUUUUGUUGUCUUAUCUCCCUGAUGGUUGAUGUAUUCAUGGGCAUCCCAUAUGCCUCAAUCAGGUUUAAACUUGAAGACUGUUAU